CCUCUCCAACAGCACAUGCCUGUGCCUGUGGCAAUGGAUCACCAUCAUCUUGCUCAGUCAUACGCCCUCGGUGACAGUACGCCUCCGCGAAAGCGUUCCAAAGUUUCUCGGGCUUGCGACGAAUGUCGGAGAAAAAAGGUCAAAUGUGACGCUCAGUCCGAUUCUGGGGAUAACCCGUGCUCUAAUUGCAAGCGCUCCGGCAUUCGUUGCAUGUUCAGCCGUGUUCCUCAGAAACGCGGCCCAAGCAAGGGGUAUAUCAAGGAACUUGCCGAUAGGAUCAACAGCAUCGAAGGCAAGUUGGAGAUUCAGAGUCCUGGCGAGGACGCCAGUCGUAAGCGGCCGUUCUCCAGCAUUUCCAGUGCCGAUCUAUCUACCCCAGCGCCACAGAGACAGACUACUUGGGGAACCGAACACCGUCCUCUUCAGCCCAUGACGACGCCAUCGGAUCGUUUCCAGUCGUCUCCCUUCACCACCAACGGCUUGGCUCCUCAGCCCAUGCCUAUCAAGAACGACAUGCAACCUCGCCCUCCUGUUGCUCCUAUGGAUGGUCCAGUCACAGACAUGCCUGAUAUCGACCAGGCUCGAGAUGUAGACGACGAGGUAUUCAAUGGUUACCUCACGAUAAUUCAACCCUACCUCCCGUUCUUGCCGAGCAGCAAAGCACUGAUCCAGGAUUACUUGGCACAGUGCCCUGGUCUUCUUCGCGAAGCGUUUGUUGAGGCUCUCUCGGGAACCAUUCAUUCAUUCCCUUCUUUUCAAUCGGGUGGCCUCGGAGAUGUCCGUCUCGCCCAUACCCUACUUGUAGAAUGGGAGGCCAGUGAUUCCACCUCGCGAACUCCAGUGGCGAAUCUGGUCUUCCUUCAAACCCUUCUUCUCAUGAUAAUUGAGGCAGACAACCGGCCCUUGGGUUCCAUUGGCGCACCUAAAGAAUCACUGCUUGGCCGAGCUGUGGCGAGCGCCAAUGCCUUGAAGCUGUACCAGGCCAAGGCGGAUUUGUCCGAGGCCGAGGCCGGAUCAGAUACCGAGUGUCAGCUUCGCGUCAGAAUCUGGUGGUCACUGGUUUUGCUUGACAGAUGGAACGCAGUGGGUGCUGCAGUGCCCUCAUUGAUUCGAGAUGAGAGUGUCAUUGUGUCACCCAGCCUCAAGGUGGUUGUUGGAGAGGUCCAGUACCUCCUAAUUCGCGCCUCAAAGUUUCUGAGCCGUGCAUCAGUUAUGAUAACCAACUUCCAAGAACCGCUGAACUCGACCUUUGCCGAUCGGAUGGUUGGCUCUUUCAUGGAUGCCUGGAUAGAAGACUUCCGUGAGGACCUACCUGCUCACAUUGAGGCUGGCUCAUACCCCGUCGUCCAUCUGGUAUACUGGCACUGUCGGUUAUUGGCUUACUUGCUGAACCCCUCUGCCCAGUCGACGGACGCUUUAUGGCCCAGCCAGGAGUUGGUCAACCUGCUUGUCAGCCAUUCACAGCUCAUAACGCCAAUGCACCAUCAUUUUACUGUUCUCGCCAUCUUGACACUGGUUGAGCUGACAAAGGUGGACAAGACAAAGGAGGAUGCCACAAGGCUUCUGGGUGAAUUCAGCGACUCGUCGCUGCCGGCUUCUGUAUUUGAUGGCCUAGUUCGGGACAAAAUCGCAGAUCACUUGCGUCCGCCCACCAGUGCUACUGCGGCUUUGGCCUCGUCGGCGAUGGAGGUCGCAGCAAGCCAGGGGCUUCAACAUCUGGCUGAUUUGGCCACUCUUUCGUCAGCGGCUGUGGGAAAGCAGGAUGAUGCUCCCGCUUACCGUACUGCACUCAACUACCAAGACAUGGGCUUCGAUCCUCGGCCACUGCUGCUUGUCGGUUACCUCAACGUUGUCCGCGCAACUCAGCAAGCAGCUUAGGAAGGUUGUCAGCUUGCCUAUGCCGGACAGCAGCAGCAGGAGCAGCAGCAGCCACAGCCACAGCUACAGAAUAUGCAGCCGUACAUGACACCGGAGGCAGAGAUGCAACAGCAACAACAACAGCAGGAAUCGCGUCAGCUGGAGCAACGGAUUCUAGCACUGCAAGAUUACAAGGAACUCCCCAUGAGUUCCGCCAGCCGUAUGGAUUCGAACGGCAGUAUGUAUUACUGGUCUUACUGAGGAUGAUUGCGGCGCUUUACAGAGAGAGAGAGAGAGAGUGUGUGUGUGUGUGUGUGUGUAUGUGUUGGGGGAGGGGGGGGCGUGCAAGUCGGUCAGGGCUUACCAAAAGUGAUGGCUAAAGAUUCAUCUGAACCUUCUCAUCACGCCUGGCUGGAAGGCUCGAUGGUUUGUAUUAUAACUUGAAAGUGUACUGUACCAUGUUUCUUUGCAAGAAAGCCCGCCUCUUGUAUAUGUGUAUAGCUGUCAUUUGCAUGUCUGUCCUCCACUGUUCUUCAUGGUUUAGUCAGGAGCUUCAGACCUUCACCGCAAGAGUCGUGUUGUCAAUUU
Colletotrichum destructivum is the source of this 2445-nucleotide messenger RNA. RefSeq names its product Putative zn(2)Cys(6) fungal-type DNA-binding domain-containing protein. Gene Ontology annotation, cellular component: nucleus. The coding region runs from base 16 to 1878 and encodes 620 amino acids. The record is from RefSeq and is a predicted model, not a curated record. Gene Ontology annotation, molecular function: zinc ion binding; DNA-binding transcription factor activity, RNA polymerase II-specific. The transcript has 5 exons. NCBI's taxonomy places the organism in Eukaryota, Fungi, Ascomycota, Sordariomycetes, Glomerellales, Glomerellaceae.